Molecule: messenger RNA, 2403 nt
Organism: Arabidopsis thaliana (thale cress)
Lineage: Eukaryota; Viridiplantae; Streptophyta; Magnoliopsida; Brassicales; Brassicaceae
Product: Ferritin/ribonucleotide reductase-like family protein
Exons: 15
Coding region: 919-2202 (427 amino acids)
Cellular component (GO): cytoplasm; cytosol
Molecular function (GO): mannosyl-glycoprotein endo-beta-N-acetylglucosaminidase activity; ferric iron binding; ferroxidase activity
Source: RefSeq, marked reviewed
GUUGACUUAAGGUCAAUUCGUUUUCUUUUGAUUCAAUUCUCGUUUGGAACAAUUUCGUUGCUCAAUCUUGCCAAUCCGUCGUUACCUAUAUAUUUCCCGAUCAAAGCUCUUCGAGACCUGAAAUUUCGUUAUUACUUCGAUUCCUUUUCACUUCCAGUUUAAUCUCUCCACCGUUCCUCUCCGGCGACACUCCGAUGACUUACCGAAUCGCCCAAGGGAUUUAGUCCGCCACGAUAUGAAAGGAGGAUGAAGAGGACAAGUGGAUAUAUAUAAGGGUGUGAAAACGACGCCGGAUUUGCGAAUCGUUUCGGAUGGACAUUUUUGUUUACUUCUCUCCUUCUCUGGCCACUCUUCCUCCUUCUGCUGGACCAAUACUGCUCAUAGGGAUGAUGGCGUUAAAAGAGAUGAAUCGCGAUUUGUGUAUUGCUGAGGAUUUUUAUGCGCAGAAGUGUUUAUGGAAACUUGAAGGUAUUGGGGACUUUCAUCACAGAAUGGGAUGAAGUAAAAGCUACCUGCAAAGAGAUGCUUGCCACAAGGGAGUCUGCUCAGAUGUAUGCAGUGCGUUUGGCAGAACUUGCUACUUCUCUAGGCUUUGAUGGGUGGCUGAUAAUCAUCGAGAUGAAGAACAGAUUCCGAAUUUGAAGUAAUUCCUAAACCAUCUAACAAAAGUCUUGUAUUUAUCUGCACCUGGGGCUUUAGUUAUAUGAUGGGUUGCUCAGAAGUUUUUUGUUGUCCGUUUUGCAAUCCACUUCGAUCUGAUUACUUUCUCCAAGUAUAACAGUGUCAUUGGUGGUGGGCAAUGGACUGUAUGCCUGAUAAAAUCUCUGAUUUUGCAUCUUUGUUGGUGACACAGUGAAAACCAAUAAUAUGUACAUUAGUAUUUUCUUCCUUGUCCGCUGCUUUUUACAUGCUAGGUAAAUGCUGCUCUAUUUGCUGAAGAGAAACAAUGUGUCAGCUGCCAUGUUUGCUCCUGGAUGGGUAUAUGAGACUGCACAACAACCCAAUUUUAAUUCGGCUCAGAAUAAAUGGUGGUCACUUGUCGAGAAGUCAUGUGGAAUAGUCCAAACUAUCCACAAGUCUUCCCUUUUUACUCGGAUUUCAAUCAGGGCUUUGGUUACCAUGUUUCACUCCAAGGUCUCCAACAGUCAGAUUGUUGCUUUUAGUUUUAUUCUUCACAGAUGCCCCAUGGUACAACAUUUCUGCCAAAGUCUUCAGCCUCUCCUAGAACUCAAUGAAGACAACAAGGAUGUCAUUCAGGCCACUCUUGAUACUCGAGAGGCAUCUUUUAACGGAGGAGACUACAUCACUUUUAGAGGAAAACUCGAGGGAGAUGCGUAUUUCACAACAAGGCUCUUCAAAUCCCAUCUUCAUCUUUCAUCUUCCCCCAUCACAAUUUCUUUCUCUGUGACAUCAGAUGAAACCUCUAAACAUGGAAUCCUGCUUUCUUUCUCAUCUCCAUCACACGAGACGAAAUCCAUUCUCGUUUCACGACAAGAAUCCAUCUGUAGAUUCAACAACAUGUUCUUACAGUGUCUCGCCACGUCAGCGCAGACUGUAUCCGAGUGGACAGUACAGGAGACAAGCCUUGUCCUGGAUGAUCAUGUUCAGUACCAGCAGAAACCCGAGACUUUACUUCCGGCAUCACCGUUGGUCAUUGAAGCUCAUAACAUGGAGCUUGUACCCGGUUAUUCUGGUUCCAAGAGCCUCAGGGUUAAGCUAGAAUGGAGACAGAAAGACCUUGAAGAUUCUGCAUUCCCAAGGUACAAUGUGUAUGCGGAGAAUGUAAAGUCUACUGAUCUAAGACCGAGGAAGGUUCUAGAGAAGCCGAGAAGCGAAACAGUGUUUCUCGGAGUCGCUCACGUACCAUCCUAUUACAUAGCAGAACUGGUGGUAGAAUCAGACGUGAAAGGAGUCCGCUUUGUGUUCAAGCCUGUGCUAAAGAUGCUACGAUUCACUUAUCAUGGUGGGGCUGGUCGGAAUCGCAAUUGUCAUUUCUUGCUUUCAAUGAUUUUGCUUGUGGGAAUCGACGUGGAGUACAAUGUCUCCUAUGUCUACCAUGCCCUAGAUGCCUACAUCGAGAGAGACAAUGUCGGCUUGAAAGGUUUCACCAAGUUCUUUAACGAUUCAAGUCUUGAAGAACGAGGUUAUGCUGAGAAGUUUAUGGAGUAUCAGAUGCAUUGUUUGCGAUGGAGCUUGCACUGACUUUGGAGAAACUUAUUAAUGAAAAGCUUCUGAAGUUACAAAGUGUUGGUGUGAAGAACAAUGAUGUUAAGCUGGUUGAUUUUGUAGAAUCUGAGUUUCUAGGCGAGCUGGUCGAAGCCAUCAAGAAAAUCUCAGAGUACAUAGAUGGAACAAAAAUAAGGUCAAUGCAGUGGUGAAGCUGAGAUCGGAUGUUUCUGAUAU